AUGAGUCAGUCCCCGGACGAAGCGAGAGCGAGGAUUCAAAAGUACAAGGAGGAACGAAGGAAUCAGCUCAUAGCGAGGACGGCCACUUUGUUUUCUGCCAAUGUCACUGAAAGGCGCCCCAGGAAAGCAGUUCAGAAAUCUCCAGAGAUUGCCAGUCAGCUACACUCUUCCUCUGAGUUGAAUCUUAACACUGCCUCAACCUCUGUGCCUAUCAGAACCACUCGAACUUCCCGUCUCCGAGCUGCCGCUGCCAGUAAUGUAGAUUCUUCACCGAAAAAGAAUAAUAGAAGUUCCUCCGUGCAGUCGCUCUUAGAAGAUGAUAAUUCAAAAUUUAAAGAUAAAAAGCGACCAUUGACCAACAGACGACAAAGUCAUGAAAAAGAAAAUAUUAAAAACAUUUCGACUACAUCUAAAGAUGGUGCUAUUAGAAUGAAACAUUCCACUAAUAAAAAUAUUUUAGAAAAAGACAGAAGCAAUUUAUUAGUUUGUACUCCUAAACGAAGAAAUGUUGACGUGAAAUAUAAUUCUAAAAUAGAUACAACGACUAGUAAAUUAGUGACUGACGUAGUUAGUAUUAAAGAAGACGAAGGAAGCGUGGAUGAUGUUUUUAACAAUAUACUUGGUGAAAACACUCCAAACAGUUUUGACAAAGAUAAUUUUGAAGAGUUGUAUAAAGAUCUCGUUGAAGAUUCGAAUGGCGAUGGGGAAGUUUUAAUUGAUAAUAGAAAGCUCAAAUAUAGUAAUAAAAGUAACAUUCCUAUAGUGAAAGAUGAUUUAGACGUAAUUGUAAAAUGUAAUGGUGAUGUGCCAAAAGUGAAGGAAGUGGGUUUGUUGGGAGCAGUGUGUAUUCGUAAAGUAGAAAAAUUUAGUGAACUGUUUCAUAAUUUAUGUGCUCCAUGUGAAGCUGAUGUUUUAUUUGAAGAUUUACUUGUGGAUAAUGGGAUUGACACUACAAAUGAUUCGGUUGGGCCAAAAAAGAGUGUCAAGCGAUGGUCCAGAGAUAGAGCAUCCUUAGAGCAACCCAAAUAA
Molecule: messenger RNA, 1029 nt
Organism: Pieris macdunnoughi
Lineage: Eukaryota; Metazoa; Arthropoda; Insecta; Lepidoptera; Pieridae
Source: the annotation of a GenBank genome assembly